CCGAUAUUUUUGUCAUUUUUACAAACACCAUACAUACAAUUUUUAAUGUCGAAUAAUGAAAAAAGGGUUAAACUUAAACCAAAUUUAUCAAAUGUGAAUUAUGAAGCGUCCUGUUCCAACAAUAUUCCCGAAAAAUCCAGAACACAACCUAAAAAACGAAUUAGUGUGGAUACUAUAGACAAAAUCUGUAGUGCCAAACGGCAAUGCCAUGGUUUAAGUCCUCCUACCCCUACUAAAAACUUUGCACAGGAUAGACUAAACAAACUUAGAUAUGCUUUACACGUGGAUGUUAUGACCAGAGUCAAAACUACUUCACCAGAAGAAAGUAAGUUUCACGACAGUAAAAAUAAACCAGAAGUGUUAAAUCAGAAGGAUAACGAAAAGGCAGAAAUUAAUGUAUGUGAAGGUUCUACAACAUCAUCUUCACUUAAAAAUAACGAAAACCACAAACGAAAAGCAAACGACUCAUGUGACCAAGUAACAUCGAAGAAGUUUAUACUUGACCAAGGCUGCAAAACUUAUUCAAUUAAUGUAGAAUCUAAAGAAACAACAAAGAAACAAGAGUUUAAUGACGAAUCCAAAGAGCAGUAUUUAUGCAUUGUUGUAGAUACCAAUGUAUUCAUUUCAGAUCUUUCAAUAAUUAGAAACAUCAUUGAAUUGACAAAUACUGGACCCAUUCAACCACUAGUUUACAUCCCAUGGAUGGUUAUAACUGAGCUGGAUGAAAUCAAAGAUAGGCCAGGUAAGACUUCUUUAAAAUGUCAAGCUCUGAAGGCGAUCAAAUGCAUUAACGAAUUUAUUAGCAAAAAAGAUCCGAGGAUUAAAGGACAGACGGUUAGUGAGAUGAGUGAUCAAAAGCACGUGGGGCUAAGUCAAGAUGAUAAAAUUAUUGGUACGUGUUUGCAAGCAGUGGAAAAAUACGAAAUAGUAAUAUUGCUGUCGAAUGAUAUUAAUUUAAGAAAUAAAGCUAUGAUCAAUGACAUUCUAGCCAUGUCAUCCAAAGAGGUCAUCGGAAAAAUAAAAUGUAUUAUCAAAACUUCGAAAAAUAUGAAGAGUGUAAAAAUUAUGGAAAAACUGAGUAUUUUGUGUUCAGAAGUUAUUUGCGAGUGUGCAAAAAAUGCUUAUGGUGAUGUCUGGUUGAAAAUGGAUAUGCUAUCCGAACCUCCUUGGUCUUUUUUUGAAUGCCUGAAGCGGUUUCAGAAGUAUUGGACAGCAGUGUUCCAAGACAAGCUCAUGAAACAGUUCAAAUGCACAGUAGAAAAAUUGUUUCAGUUGCUCAAUUCUGGCAAAGAUUUUUGUGAUGAAGCGGAUGCUUAUAAGGAGUUUGUGAAACUAUGUCUUGAUCUUUGUAUUUUUCUGCAAGAUUUGGAAAAUUUCAGAGUGUCUUCCAGUAAUGUGAUAAAUGAAAUAACGAAAUCUAAUUCGAGAAUAAUAAACUCAUAGUCACUGAA
Messenger RNA from Diabrotica virgifera virgifera (western corn rootworm), 1451 nucleotides. RefSeq names its product transcriptional protein SWT1-like. Lineage: Eukaryota; Metazoa; Arthropoda; Insecta; Coleoptera; Chrysomelidae. The record is from RefSeq and is a predicted model, not a curated record. Gene Ontology annotation, cellular component: nucleus. The transcript has a single exon. The coding region runs from base 46 to 1443 and encodes 465 amino acids.